AUGUUCCUCACGCCCUUUAAAACCCUCCCCGAUAGCGGGGAUGACGGGCAGACGAUGGCCUCCACCGCGGGCGCGUAUUCCUUAGGGAUGAGCAGCAGCCCUUCGUGGACGGUUUUCCACGACGGCGGAGGGUGGCGGAGCGCCCGAAGCAACGGCCUCGCGACGCCGGUGGGGCCCUUUGGCGCGCGGCCGAGCGGCAGAGGGGGGGAGUUCACCCCAUCCGGCAUCCACGAGGACGUCAUGGGGUGGGUAUCCCCCCCUUCGUUGAGGCCGAUGGUCGGCCUGACGAUUCGAUACCCGCCUCCGGCGGAGCCCUAUCACGACGCGCUCGAUCUCAUGCGCGCCCUCGCGCAAGGGAAGCCUGGCUACACCCUGGAUCCCAUUCCGGAACCGACGCCCGUCGACGAAGGUGAUGAAAGGGAAUUGGAUGAGCAGGUGGAGUUAUUGGAGCUCCUUCUCUGUCGUCGCCAACGGGAGAACGGGCUGCCGAUUCAGGAGUUUUCCUCUGCAUUUGAUGACGAGCCCUACACCACCCCGGCGACCAUUUUCCAUAAGACGCAAAUGAGGUUAAAUGCCUAUGAACAGCGCCAUCGUGAGGCGUGCGAUAAAUGCCUAGAGGCGAUGGACUACCACCCUCUCUUGCGAGAUCGGUAG
Messenger RNA from Phytomonas sp. EM1, 654 nucleotides. NCBI's taxonomy places the organism in Eukaryota, Euglenozoa, Kinetoplastea, Trypanosomatida, Trypanosomatidae. The record is from the annotation of a GenBank genome assembly.